AUGUCAACGGCAGAAACCGAUCGGUUAAAACAAAAUGUUGGUAAACUGAUAUCAACAAACGGCUUUCUCUCAACUAGCUUACUGGAAGAUGUUGCCUCACGAUUCCUAGGUGCCAAUGAUAGCACCGGUGAUCAGCGAUCUGUUCUAUUCAAAAUUGACUGUGAUAUGAAUGCUAUCGAGCAUGCACGUCUUGCUUCCUUACGUGAGUUCAGUGAGAACUUUGAAGAAGAAGAAAUCCUAUUUGAUUUGGAUACAGUGUUCGAGAUUGUAUCGAUUGAAACUGAUGCUAAGAAUCUAAUCCAUGUGCAAAUGAAAGUCACAGAUGAAGGACGCAGAAAUGCCCAGGACUAUAUUGACAAUGUGAAGAGAGAUAUUGCAGGUUCGAGUACCGCGCGAAUAAUCUUUGGGCGUCUUCUAGCAGACAUGGGCCUGUAUGAUAAAUGUGAAACGUACUUCCAACAGUUAAUAAGUAAAAGAGACAGUCAUUCUCAAAAGGAAGAUGAAGCAUUUCUUUACUACUACUUGGCAGGUGCAAAAAAUUAUAAAAAUCAUUAUGACGAGGCUCUCAAGAUAUAUCAGAUUGCGUAUGAUCUACUGAUGGAAGCUAAUCCACCCCGUCUCAUGCCAUCGUCUUAUGUUCUAAACGAAAUGGGAUCGGUGUGCAUGAGUAAAGGUCAGCCUAUACAGGCAAUGAAAUAUCAUCAACGUGCAAUGAAGAUUCGAGAAGAGUUAUCAGAUUACCGCGGUCUGGCUACAUCACUCGAGAGCAUUGGUAUCAUCCAGAGACAGCAAGGCGACUAUGACUCUGCACUUGAGAGUUUCACGAAAUGUUUCACAGUGCGAAAAAAGAUUUUUCCGGAAGAACAUCAACAGAUUGCCAGUUGUCUGCUCAAAAUUGCGAAUGUCUACAAGGAGCAAGAUAAGUUGGAUUCAGCUUUGAACUUUGCGAAGCAAGCAUUGAAGAUCAAUGAAGAAUGUCUUCCGAGUGGACAUCCGAAUAUCGGUGACUGUCUCCAGCGCAUUGGACAGAUUCUGUACUUUGGAGGGCGAAACGAUGAAGCGCUCAAGUACUACAAGCAUGCACUAACCAUACGAGAGAAUGUCUUCUCGACCAUGCAAGGAGGAGAUCAUCCUAAUAUUGCUAAAUGA
Molecule: messenger RNA, 1149 nt
Organism: Didymodactylos carnosus
Lineage: Eukaryota; Metazoa; Rotifera; Eurotatoria; Philodinida; Philodinidae
Source: the annotation of a GenBank genome assembly